UGGGCGGUGUUGCAAAAGGUGGCUCGCGUCUGCCGGUGUUGAAACAGCUUUUGCAGAGCGGGCGUAUUUCGAGAACUGACCGGAGUUCAAGUGAGCUGGGCGAAUGCCAGCCAUGGCGAGUGGGCUGCAACAAGUUCGCGGGGCUUGGGGGCUUCUUGCCUUCUGCUGCUGCUGCUGCUCCGUGGUCUCCUUUGUGCUGCGGAGUGAGAACGAGCGACCGAUUAUUGGAAUAUUAGCUCAGGAAGCUUUUAAACCUUUUCAGAAGUUUGGAAGUUCUUAUAUUGCUGCUUCUUACGUGAAAUUCAUCGAAUCAGCUGGAGCAAGAGUAGUACCAGUAAGAUUGAAUCGUUCCAAUGAAGAGUAUGAUGAGAUAUUCCGUUCUAUAAAUGGAUUACUUUUUCCAGGAGGUGGUGUCGAUCUUGCAACUUCUGAAUUUUCCAGAGUGGCUAAAAUAUUCUAUACAAAAGCACUAGAGGCCAAUGACAGAGAAGAUUAUUUUCCCAUUUGGGGAACAUGCCUGGGACAUCAAUUGCUCACCUAUCUCACGAGUGGAGAAAACUUGCUCGUUCGGACAAAUACAAAUGGCUUCACAAUGCCACUGAAUUUUACUCAAGCUUCAAAACACAGUAAGAUGUUCCAGGAUUUUCCUGAAGAGAUAUAUGAACGGUUAGCAUCAGAGCCUGUAUCUUCACACUUUCAUUUCUGGAGCCUAUCCAUGCAGAACUACACAAAAAAUGAGAAACUGCGCAACUUUUAUAAGAUUUUGACAACUAAUUUUCAUAAAGUGGAGUUCAUAUCCACCAUGGAAGCAUACAGGUACCCUAUUUAUGGUGUCCAGUGGCAUCCAGAAAAAAAUCCAUUUGAAUGGAAAAAUUCAACCGGCAUUCCACAUUCUUCAAUAUCUAUAAAAGUAACAUUUUUCCUAGCUGACUUCUUUGUCAAUGAAGCCCGGAAGAGCAACCACCAUUUUUCCAGCAAAAAGGCUGAAACUGAUGCACUAAUUUAUAAUUUUAAUCCUGUCUACACUGGGAUCUUUUCAUCUUUUGACCAAGCAUACUUUUUUGAUUAAAUUUCCAGCCUGAAGAAGAAUAUAAGUAGAUUUUAAAAUGAUUUAAUCUUUCUGUUUAAAUUGCUAUAGUGUAUUGUACUGUAAGGACAAACAUUCAGAUUGAGCGUGGCUCUUUGUAGAACUCAUCCUUUCCAUUCCUUUCGGUAGAAUCACUCUUUAUGUUCCAGAGUGGUGACUAAAAGGCUUGUUGUGAAAGCCCUGCAUUCCAUGAACCAUGUGCAGGAAUAAUUCUAAGUAAUAACUGUUCAAUUGAAACACAAAGGAUAUGACUCCCUUAUGGGUUCUAUAAGUAGGAAUGGAUCAGCACUUGUUAGUUUGGGGGUUACAGUAAAUUACACAGGAUUUGAUUUACCAUUUCGUAUUAUUACGGGCUUGGCAAAGAGAGGACAAGUCCUGCAGAAGUAUUUCCCUAACCCUCAGUAGAACUCACAUUGUUCUGAUUUUUAUCUUAUCUGGAGUCGGUAAACACUCUAGCAUUAUAUGUGGUUUAUGUUUGCAUUAAUUGCACAUAUUUCAUUUGAGAAAUUGCACUUAAUUAUUUGUGUUCAUUUAAAACUCUUGUUUAAUGGGAAAAGUUGAAGAGGAUGGCUUUAAUGUGAACGGGAAUUACGACUUUUCCUCUUUGAUCAAAUAACUUCUGCUAUAGUUGUUUCUGUCCACUAAGGAACAGUGUGAUAUAAAAAUUCUCAGGUAACCCAUUCUUGAAUAAAGAACAAAGUUUGUCCUUGGACACACAAAGGAGACAGUUUUCCACAUUCUGAGCCUCCCAUGGGAAUGCCUUUUUAAUCUCAUAUCUUCAGCCUGCCAAUUGCUCUCAAGUCCCUUCCUUUUCUUAUAUCUCCCUGUAUGAUGUUUUAGAGUUUGGAGUAGACAUCCUCAUCCACCCAAACAAUGUUGUAUUUUUUAAUCCCCUUUUUUGAGAUUCCCUUCUUUUAUAUAUCUUUCUUGGAAUAAUGUAGCACUUUAAAAUGUUUUUGCUCUUUU
Messenger RNA from Notechis scutatus (mainland tiger snake), 2053 nucleotides. RefSeq names its product gamma-glutamyl hydrolase (gene GGH). Gene Ontology annotation, biological process: tetrahydrofolylpolyglutamate metabolic process. Gene Ontology annotation, cellular component: vacuole. NCBI's taxonomy places the organism in Eukaryota, Metazoa, Chordata, Lepidosauria, Squamata, Elapidae. Gene Ontology annotation, molecular function: gamma-glutamyl-peptidase activity. The record is from RefSeq and is a predicted model, not a curated record.